AUGCAGUCCUCCCUCGUGGCAUCCCGAUACGCUGAAGGAGAUGUAUUAGUGUCCAGCGACUCCGCCGUGUCUGGCCCAUCAUCCUGCUGCGUGUCAUCACUUUCGUCUUCCGCGCUCCCCGCCUCUGCCCACAGACGCUGCUACGAUGCGCUGCCGCUACCACUGCCAUGCUUCUCUCCGCCUAAGCCCUGCGGCGUGGAGCCAGAGUCAAGCUCUACUAUUUCCCUCGCCAGCAUCGGCGGGUUGGUGGGGGAGCUGCUGGCCCUGCUGCGGACUACCGAGUACGACGUGUAUCACGUUCAGUGUGUCGCAACAGAGGCUAUGGCGUGCCUCCAGAUGGUGCACCUGCAUCUUAUUGAACGCACGUUGAUGGCCACUGCCGGAUUGGUGGAGGCGCUCCCACUGCGAGGGGAAGGAUAA
Molecule: messenger RNA, 420 nt
Organism: Leishmania braziliensis MHOM/BR/75/M2904
Lineage: Eukaryota; Euglenozoa; Kinetoplastea; Trypanosomatida; Trypanosomatidae
Exons: 1
Coding region: 1-420 (139 amino acids)
Source: RefSeq, a predicted model, not a curated record